AGAAAAAUUGAUGUAAUAAAACUAUAGAAGGUUGAUGCUGAUCUUUUUGUUCCUAUUGUAAUCGGUGAAGGAAAACAGAGGACUGCUUUGGAAUCAUUACACAGUUUAGCAGCUGAGAAAGAUGCAGUCAGUGAAGGAGAAGAUUAGCAACAUGGCCGGUAGCGCCAAGGAACACAUGAACAUCGGCAAAGCUAAAGUUGAAGAGGAUCAGAUGGAGAAAGCUGCGGCUAGGACAGCAGAAGAAAAGAGGUUGGCUACUGAGAGUAAGAAAGCCAAGGAAGCUCGAGCAAAGAUGGAGCUGCAACAGGAUAAGGUCAGGCACGCGAAGGAGAGAUUGAGGUCUAAACAACCGCAAUAUCUCCAUGGCUAUGGCUACGACCAUGCGCCACCAGUCUCAGGCACUCAUGGACAACAGACUGUCGGAAGUGCAGCUCCAGUGGGUGGAACUAAUGUUCCUACCUAUCCUCUUGUAGGGCAUCCCCAACCUCAUGGCCAUAAGAUGGGUUAAUAAGGUUGUCAUGGGACAGCUUACACACAAAACGGAGUGUUUUGUCACUUGUGUGCUUUACUCCUUUUAGUUUUGUUUGUAGUUAUAAGAAUGUGUUUUUUCUUUAAGCUUGUUCUUGUCCAUGCUGAAAUAGUAAUUCAAACCACUCUCUUUAUCUUA
Messenger RNA from Theobroma cacao (cacao), 667 nucleotides. NCBI's taxonomy places the organism in Eukaryota, Viridiplantae, Streptophyta, Magnoliopsida, Malvales, Malvaceae. The record is from RefSeq and is a predicted model, not a curated record.